GCUUCCUUCGGCGGCGUAUCGAGAAAUCUAUUCGUGAGGCUUUGGAUGAGGCACUCAUCUUUGAAAACAAUAAUCCGACCAACGUUCCAACCACGGUUUCACAAGCGAUUGAUUUCACUAACCACAGCAGCGCAGUCUGAUGGUUUCACCGAUACUACUACGCACUCCACGAUCGACACUGAUGAGGCAGAGAAAUUUAGACGUCUCUCCACACAGUGGUGGAAUCCAACAGGUGAGCUGCACGCUUUGCACUCGAUGAAUCGCCUCCGAAUACCCUUCAUACGAGACGGUUUGCGACCGCCCGAAGUGGCACAGGACACAACAAAACCCAAGGAAUACACCUACGCUCCACUGGCGGGAUUGCGCAUAGUAGACGUCGGGUGUGGUGGUGGCAUUCUGUCAGAGCUGUUCUGUUUGGUUGGACAAAUUUCACCACAGCGAACUGUCCUACGCGUUUUUUGUAUUUCGGAACAGCCUCUGGCAGCAAUUGGCGCUAAUGUGUUGGGAAUAGAUCAAGUUGAAGAGACCAUCCGGACCGCUCAGAGCCACGCCGAAAUGACUGCACGUAAGUGGCCUUCACCUACAUUUCGUCCACCUGAAUACCGGUUGGUGAGCCUUGAGCAGUUGUCCGAAGAGAUGCCCGGGCAAUUUGACGCGGUUGUGAUGUCCGAAGUCGUCGAGCACGUGACUCACUGGGAGGAUUUAAUCAAGCAUGCCGUCACAAUCUUGAAACCCGGUGGGAUGCUCUUUCUAACCACCAUCAACCAAACAGCAGCGUCCUUUCUGUUUGGUAUUGUGGGUGCUGAGUACAUCGCCCGCGUUGUUCCUCGGGGAACCCACGAAUGGCAGAAGUUUGUUUCUCCAGUCCGUUUACAAUCAGCCAUGAUCAAAAACGGUCUACAUCCGAAUAAAUUCGUCGGCAUGUGUUACAACCCUUUAACGGAUCGCUGGUCCUGGAACAAAAGCAUGGCGGUCAACUAUGCAGCCAGUGCUGUGAAAAUCUGAUCCUGUCUUUGCACUUGGUUACUGUGCUGUCUUCCUCAUCGAAAUUGAACUUGUAAAUAUAAA
Opisthorchis viverrini is the source of this 1068-nucleotide messenger RNA. RefSeq lists its product as hypothetical. Gene Ontology annotation, biological process: ubiquinone biosynthetic process. The coding region runs from base 46 to 1005 and encodes 319 amino acids. Gene Ontology annotation, molecular function: 2-methoxy-6-polyprenyl-1,4-benzoquinol methyltransferase activity. NCBI's taxonomy places the organism in Eukaryota, Metazoa, Platyhelminthes, Trematoda, Opisthorchiida, Opisthorchiidae. The transcript is spliced from 5 exons. The record is from RefSeq and is a predicted model, not a curated record.